Molecule: messenger RNA, 2204 nt
Organism: Erigeron canadensis
Lineage: Eukaryota; Viridiplantae; Streptophyta; Magnoliopsida; Asterales; Asteraceae
Product: protein ETHYLENE INSENSITIVE 3-like
Exons: 2
Coding region: 186-1919 (577 amino acids)
Cellular component (GO): nucleus
Molecular function (GO): DNA binding; DNA-binding transcription factor activity
Source: RefSeq, a predicted model, not a curated record
AAUAUUUAAUGCUUACACACAUCUCUAUCUCUUCAAAAAUAUAUACAAUUCCUCCCAUUCCUCUGUUUUUUGUCUAUAAACUUUUGUAGAAUCAAUACGUAUUAUACCCAUUUGAAAAGUUGAUGAUUUCAGGGUGAUUGAGAAUCAAGGGUUGUGUAUUUUAGAUCAACUUUUUGAAUCUUGAGAUGCUUAUGUUUGAUGAAAUGGGAUUUUGUGAACAACUUGGUGUUUUUUGUGCUCAAAACGUGCAAGGCGAGAUGAACUCUAUUCCAACGGAAACAGGAACUGUUAUGGAUGACGAUUUUUCAGAUGAAGAAAUUGAUGUUGAUGAAUUAGAAAGAAGAAUGUGGAGGGAUAAAAUGAAACUAAAAAAGCUCAAAGAAUCGUCAAGUCAGGUGAAAGAAAACGUCAGUGCAGCCAAACAACAGCAGUUUCAAGAGCAAGCAAGAAGGAAGAAAAUGUCAAGGGCACAAGAUGGAAUAUUAAAGUACAUGUUAAAGAUGAUGGAAGUAUGCAAGGCGCAAGGUUUCGUUUAUGGGAUUAUACCGGAAAAAGGGAAGCCUGUUAGUGGUGCUUCUGAUAAUCUCCGGGAAUGGUGGAAAGAUAAAGUUCGGUUUGACCGUAAUGGGCCAGCAGCUGUAGCCAAGUUUCAAGCGGCAAAUUCAAUCCCUGGAGAAAAUGAGACAUCGACUUCAAUUGGGCCUACACCACAAACAUUACAAGAGCUUCAAGACACCACACUUGGUUCAUUAUUAUCAGCUCUCAUGCAGCAUUGUGAUCCUCCACAACGGCGGUUUCCAUUGGAAAAGGGGGUUCCACCACCGUGGUGGCCAACUGGUAAUGAAGAAUGGUGGCCGCAGUUGGGGUUACAGAAGGACCAAGCUGGACCUCCUCCUUAUAAAAAGCCACAUGAUUUAAAGAAAGCCUGGAAAGUUGGUGUUUUGACCGCUGUUAUCAAGCAUAUGUUUCCAGAUGUUGCUAAGAUUAGGAAACUAGUGCGGCAGUCGAAAUGCUUACAAGAUAAAAUGACCGCCAAAGAAAGUGCAACAUGGCUAGCCGUAAUUAACCAGGAGGAGUCGUUUGCCAGAGAACUUUACCCUGAGCUAUGCCCGCCAGUCAUGUCAUCAGGCUGGAGUGGCUCGUUCGCAGUUAAUGAGGAUGCUGGUGAAUAUGAUGUUGAAGUUGGUCACCAGGAGCCUGAACCCAACUUUGACUUGCAGGAUAUUAAACCAAACAAUCUUGGUUCAGUCAAUUAUCAAACAGUUGACUCCAGUGUGCCAGAUAGAAAGAGGAAGUCCCCUCCAGUAAAUGAGGUUAUUGAUCACAAGAUUUACACUUGCGAGUUUGUAAAAUGCCCUUACAGUCAACCAUUUCACGGGUUUCUUGACCGAACGUCAAGAGAUAAUCAUCAAAUGAACUGCUCUUAUAGAAAUGUUGGGGUUCGUAAUUUUCGUUUUGUCCAACCAAAACAAGCGGUUGGUAGUCCUCUAGUCGCUGAACCCGCAGAUCCUUUUGAUUUAACAAAUUUAGGAGUUCCUGAAGAUGGUCAAAAGAUGAUCAACGAGCUUAUGUCAUUUUACGAUACAAAUAUCCAAGAAAACAACACAAAGCCCGAGCCCAGAAACUUAUCUAGUUUGAAUGAUCUAUUUCCUCGACAACAAAACCUCAAGUUUCAAGAAGGCAACACAAAGCCUGGCCAGAGAAACAUGGUGGGUUCAGAUGACCCAUUUCUUGGUCAACUAAAUAUGCAAUAUCACGAGAGCAACUUUCUUCACCACGGAUUUGAAACUAACAUAACACUUUCACAACAAGCUCACAGUUUCAACAACAUUCAUCAAGAUGGUUUCAAGAUGAUGUUUGGUUCUUACAACACGGAUUACACGUUGCCAAAACGGCAAGACGGACCAGUCUGGUUCUAGCUAGAAUGGAAGGUUAGAACCGCUUAUGGUGUUUUCAAUCAGAUGGAUUUUAUGUUCUUAUAUGAGUAAUUAACUAUAUAUAUUAGAUAUGCAUUAUAUAUCAAAGGUGGUCUAGAUUUGGUAUAUCAGACAAUGCCUGCUGGAGAUUGAAAACAAAACAAAUGAUGGUGUUCUGAUGUUUUAUAAAUAAAAAAAUCUAUAUAUAUUGUAGUAGAAUUUAUAUCCUUUCUUGACCUAUAAAGAUAGAGUAUAUUUCUCAUGUGCAAAAUCAAAUAUCUUUGAACU